Molecule: messenger RNA, 4210 nt
Organism: Psammomys obesus (fat sand rat)
Lineage: Eukaryota; Metazoa; Chordata; Mammalia; Rodentia; Muridae
Gene: S1pr3
Product: sphingosine-1-phosphate receptor 3
Exons: 3
Coding region: 366-1496 (376 amino acids)
Biological process (GO): G protein-coupled receptor signaling pathway
Cellular component (GO): membrane
Molecular function (GO): sphingosine-1-phosphate receptor activity
Source: RefSeq, a predicted model, not a curated record
UCCUGGAGCACGUAGAAUUCGAGGGACAGACGCAGGAUCCUGGGAGUCUGGGCGGACGAGUUCAGGGUCAGGCGGCGAGACCCGGGUGCUGAGCGAGGUGGCUGGACGAGCCGAGUCGGAGAGACCCGAGGCCACGAGUGAGCGACUCCGGAGCCCCGAGCCUGCAGUCUCAGCUGAGACCCGGCAGCAUGCAGCCAGCCCAGGCGCGCCCUAAGGACCGAGAGCCUACUUUCAACCUUCUUGCUGGAGCCAGGCCUGCACGCCUGCCGGAACCCACCACCACUAUGCCAAUUGUUCCCUGAAAUGAACGUUCCUGGCGCGCCCUCUCGUGGACUGUUGAGGUAACCAUCUAGCUGGAGGAAGUCAUGGCAACCACGCAUGCGCAGGGCCAGCAGCCGGUCUUGGGGAAUGAUACUCUCCGGGAACAUUACGAUUACGUGGGGAAGCUGGCAGGCAGGCUGCGGGACCCCCCUGAGGGAGGCACCCUCAUCACCACCAUCCUCUUCUUGGUCACCUGUAGCUUCAUCGUCUUGGAGAACCUGAUGGUUUUGAUUGCCAUCUGGAAAAACAAUAAAUUUCACAACCGCAUGUACUUUUUCAUCGGCAACCUGGCUCUCUGCGACCUGCUGGCCGGGAUAGCCUACAAGGUCAACAUCCUGAUGUCCGGCCGGAAAACGUUCAGCCUGUCCCCGACGGUGUGGUUCCUCAGGGAGGGCAGUAUGUUCGUAGCCCUGGGCGCGUCCACCUGUAGCUUAUUGGCCAUCGCCAUCGAGCGGCACCUGACCAUGAUCAAGAUGAGGCCGUAUGAUGCCAACAAGAAGCACCGCGUGUUCCUUCUGAUUGGGAUGUGCUGGCUCAUCGCCUUCUCGCUGGGCGCCCUGCCCAUCCUGGGCUGGAACUGCCUGGAGAACUUUCCUGACUGCUCUACCAUCUUGCCCCUCUACUCCAAGAAGUACAUUGCCUUCCUCAUCAGCAUCUUCACAGCCAUUCUGGUGACCAUCGUCAUUCUGUACGCUCGAAUCUACUUCCUGGUCAAGUCCAGCAGCCGCCGCGUGGCCAGCCACAACUCUGAGAGGUCCAUGGCCUUGCUUCGGACCGUGGUGAUUGUGGUGGGCGUGUUCAUCGCCUGCUGGUCCCCCCUCUUCAUCCUCUUUCUUAUCGACGUGGCCUGCAGGGUGAAGGAGUGCUCCAUCCUGUUCAAGAGUCAGUGGUUCAUCAUGCUGGCCGUCCUCAACUCGGCCAUGAACCCUGUCAUCUACACGCUGGCCAGCAAAGAGAUGCGGCGGGCCUUCUUUCGGCUGGUGUGCGGCUGUCUGGUCAAGGGCAAGGGGACUCAGGCCUCGCCCAUGCAGCCUGCCCUGGACCCCAGCAGAAGUAAAUCGAGCUCCAGUAACAGCCACUCUCCAAAGGUCAAGGGAGACCUGCCCCACGGGGCCACCUCGUCCUGCAGCGUUGACAAAAACAGAUCGCUUCACAAUGGGGCGCCCUGCAAGUGAUUGUCUCCACAGGGCAGGCUCUGCACCUAUUUAUUGCAUGCAUUACUCCCACGUGGGGCCUUGGAGACCUUGACUUUGGAGGUCCGCUUGACGUGGCCAGACAGUGUGGGCGUCUCCUGGGGAGGGCACCCAGGGAAUCACCAACACGUUUCAGCCCAGGCUUGGACAUGCCUUAUCGGUUGCAUGCUCCAUCCUUCCGAAUGUACAGAGCUGCUGACAUCAUCCGCUGCCUUCCGCUGCCACUUCCGGUCCAGGAGGAGGGCAGGCCGUGCCGGCGUGUCUUGGGAUGGUGUCUCGUUAUUUUCACACUACAUUUAUUCUUUCAUAGAAUGGGUGCUCGUGUAUGUGUUUGUCUGUUGCUGUGUUGCACGGGGUGCGUGUACCCCAGGUUUUCCUAGGUGGAGCCCUCGAGAAGUGUCAGCCCUCCACACGUUAUGUAACUGUUUCUCCAAACUUGCCCACCCCGCUGUGCCAGGCUCAAGAUCACCAUGUGGUGAGGUGAUUCCCCUUUUCCAGUGCCGGUGCCCUGGUGUUUUAGAUCAUAGCCGUGAAAGGGUUACUAAAGUCCUGUUGUCUCAAAAGCCUCACCCAAGAGCAGUCCAGGCAUGUGGGUCCGACCCUCACGUCCCUGUGUCUCUCUUAAGCCACCCGAGAGCCAAAUGAUGUGGUAAUUCAGGCAUUUUCUGAAAAUCACAGAAAAGCCAGCCAGGAUCUCUUGGAAUCCGGUAGAUCACUAACGAAGGUGCCGCCCACACGGUGAGGCAGGGUGUUCUCCACCGUGGAUCACCGUUCCGAGGGACUGGAGUCCACCUGCUGCACGAGGGAGUUCGAGCGGUGAAAUUUCCAUCAGCCUUACUAGAUCAGGCUGAGGUGAUCCUAUCCAGAGGAACGCAAUGCCCACCAUCCCCUUUGCUGUCACUGACAAGGAGCUGGAGCUAUCAGAAAAGCCUCUCAACUCCCUCAACGUAGACCCUGACCAGGACCAUUCAGUGAGAGGACUCCGCCAGGCUAGGGAGCAUGAUGUCCAUCCCCAUUCCCUUCCGAUGGACGUUCUGCUUCCCACCGCCUGGACCUGCUUUCAUCUGUCACCUUGUAAAAGAAAAGCUCAGAAGACACCCCUGAACAUCCCCUCCACAGGGCUCCCUCCGCCCACGGCACACACAGAUGGAAAGGGGGUGUGUUGGGGGAGUGGCCAGCUCCCAGAGAAGCCUUCAGAGGGACUCACUUGGGGGAACUUCAUCCCAGAGCUCCCCAUAAGGUGAUUAGCAUCUGAGACCAUUGCCUUGUGAACCCUGCAAGGCAGCCUUUACACGCCGGGGACCUUUCAAAAGCUGAAUUCACUCUUGGUAGUUACAUAAGCAUUGGUUCUGGCUUAGGGACAUUUCAUGGGUUCUAGGUAACCUCGGGCUGACUGAUUAAAGACUUUGCUCAUGUCACUCUUGAUGAACAUAGCACACUGCUGAGGUGUUCUGCUGGGCAUUGCUCUGCUCUUUUCUCUACAUCACUGAGAAAAUAACUUAUUUGCUUGUUGCAGGGCACAGACAAAAACCCAAAGCAGUCCUGGGAAAGGGAAGCAUGAAGGUGCAGGCUUAAGGAAAAAUAAAUAAAUAACAGUUACGUGGGUAGGGGAGUUGAGGUGGGAAACAAAGGGCUUGAGGAAGUGCUCUUCCGUACUUGAAAUGCUCCGGGCCGUGGAUCUGGCCCCAGAGCAUUAAGUAAUACAUGACACGUGACCCCGACUUUGUGAAAUCUUGUGUCUGCUUCCUUCAGCAGCCAUUGUGGGGAGCCAUGCCCACCAUUCCCACCAGGAGGCUACAUUUGUGGCACGGCAGACUGUCAAGGAACUGAAAUUAAAAACACACUAAAACCUAACCAUGCUCACCUGACACCUGCAAAACUGACCAAUCACCCAUGAUGCCAGUGCACAUGUCUUAACUAGCCAUCCAAACAGUGUUUAGACAUAAGGUGUGCCCAAGCCCUCACCCUAAAGGUCAGAAACAAGUGACUUGACACCAGAGAACCUGAGGCCCACCUUUACAGCCUGCAGGUUCUGUGUGUUAAUAGUAAAUAAAACCAAAAGCCUUCCUAUAAACUCCUUCUAGAGGUCUGUGGGGCAGAUUGUCCUGCUAUUUUUCAGUAGAAAAAUACUCGGGGGGUACAGGGGUUGGUCUUGCUUCUCUCCUGGUACCUGGUCUCACAGGAUUCAGGACCACAUUUUGAAACCCUUUAACCCUUUAUCCCCCAGCUCCAUCUUGUAGAUGGUGUUAGAAUGAAGCUUUAGUGUACUGGAUGCUGCUGACGCCAGUCUGGGUAGAUACUGUUUUACUGUUGUUGGUUGUGGUGGCGGUGAGUGUGUGUGUGUGCACAUUUGUGCAUUACUGAGUAUGCAGGGAGAGAGGCCCGACGUUGCUCUCCACCUUACUUUUUGGGAGAGAGUCUCUCACUGAAACUGAAGCUGCCUGUUUCGGCUAGACUGAACGGCCAGCAAGCCCGCAGGAUCAGCCUUUCUCUUGCUGGCAUUACCGGCAAAAUGGCCAUGUGUGGCUUUUACGUAGAUGCAGGCCAUCCCCCACAAAGCCAUUUCCCAGCCAGAUCCUAGGUUUCGAAGAACGGCGAUAGCCCCUUGUAGGGAAGAAAUCAUAAAAGUUAUAAAAUAAAAACGUAGUACAACCAGAGACUGGGCUCGGCUUGCUGGUGUCCGCAGAGGGUGAACA